CCAUCACUACCUACCUACCUAGACCGCUUCUUUGCUACAUUAUCAACAUGGCAGAACAGUACGGAUUGGGAGACCCCCUUUUUGAUCCUCAGGAGGCUAAAAUAGACAUCGUCUUCAUACAUGGACUCGGUGGCAAUAGGACCAGUACUUGGACAUGGGAGGGAGACGGUAGGAAACUUUUCUGGCCGAAAGAUCUACUGCCGCAAGACUGUCCAACAGCUCGAAUUCUUUCUUUUGGUUACAAUGCUGAAUUCGCCCACUUCUUUCCUUUCUACGGGCCGAAAUUUAUGCCAGAGAAGUCAACCAUCGACAACCAUUCGACUGCGCUAUUACGGAGCCUGACUGGCUUGCGUGACAAAACUAAGACUGCAAAUCGCCCAGUGAUUUUCGUCUGUCAUAGCCUUGGAGGCCUUGUUUGCGCCAACGCACUGUCAAGGUAUCACGGGGCGGACCUAGCCAGCGCCGGCCUCGUGGAGAAAACAGCUGGGGUUGUCUUUCUCGGAACACCGUUCGAAGGAACUUCAAAGGCGAAGUGGGCCGGGAGGGCGCUUAAAGUCUUAGACUGGGUAAGCACAACGCACAAGGAAGAUGUGAAGGAUCUAGAAGAGCGUUCGGCAAAUCUCACGAAUAUCAACGAUACUUUCCAGAAGUUUCUCAAAGCACGGGACCGGUCAGAAACAGGACAGUUUGUCGAGGUAGCCUGUUUCUUCGAGCAGUAUGCCAUGUACAAGGCUGGGAAAAAGAUUGGAAUCAUCGUACCUAAGGAGUCAGCUUGUCUGCCCGGUAUCGACCCGCAGUCGAUCCAAGCCAACCACGUUGACAUGUGUAAGUUCGAGGAUGACGACAGGGAGGGAUAUAAAAACAUUUCGCAACGGUUAAGUCAAUGGAUAUCGGAUCUUGACGGGCCGCUUAAGGGUUCUACUGCUAAAACCCAGACACACUCGGUGUACAUGGGCGACGUCAACUAUCGCGACAAGAUUGAGAACAACCAGGGGGUGGUAAUGGGCCAUGCCUACAGCACGGCCACAGACGGGGUCAGAAUAAUCGGGAGCACCCACAAUACAUACAACGGCGUUAACCCGAAUAAUUUGUAGCCGAACGCUGGGUAGGAAAGAGUGCACGUUGUCGCACUUGACUUCGUCUCACGUGAUCCUGCGUUAAGGUGAAUGUGGGUCCUUGUGUUGCACUAGUAACCUAUCCAGGGCCAGCACCUACUACUUUGGACUAGCGCAGCUUUGUAUGAUAUAUAUCCACCUGGAGCUCCUCCAGGUUCCUCAAACUUUACACAAUCGCUCCAUCUUGGC
Messenger RNA from Lindgomyces ingoldianus, 1304 nucleotides. RefSeq names its product putative ribonuclease p/mrp subunit. The transcript has 5 exons. Lineage: Eukaryota; Fungi; Ascomycota; Dothideomycetes; Pleosporales; Lindgomycetaceae. The record is from RefSeq and is a predicted model, not a curated record. Bases 48 to 1094 code for a protein of 348 amino acids.